Messenger RNA from Bursaphelenchus okinawaensis, 6254 nucleotides. The record is from the annotation of a GenBank genome assembly. NCBI's taxonomy places the organism in Eukaryota, Metazoa, Nematoda, Chromadorea, Rhabditida, Aphelenchoididae.
AUGUCGACUCGAUCUCGACGUUCAGCUGGUCAGAAACAAGGAACAGCUUUGAAUCCAACAUUGAUUCAACUGUUGGGAGUAGCUCGCCUUCGAGAAGAGCUCAGAAUUCGUGGAUUGGACACGACUGGCAACAAGACGAUCUUGGCCGAUCGAUUGGAAGAAGCUGUCUUGUUGGGAAAAGCUGUAGCAGAUGAAGAAGAUGUCAAGCCUCUUAUUGAAGCUAAAGAGGAGGUGAUUGAACAAAAACCGGCUGUAAAGACGAAAAAAGUAGUCACACCGAAGCCUAAACGAGGUAGAGCUAAGAAGAAUGUGCCUGAAGAGGUUGAGGCCGCUGAACCAGCUACAGAAGAAGCUGAAGAUUCUACACAAAAUGUUGAACAGGAUUCAGAAGUCUUAGAUGUUGAAGCAGAAGCUCCAGAAGAAGAGGCGCCGGUAAUACCUGUGGCUAACACAAGAUCAGAACGCAUAAAGCGCAGAAGCUGUCGACUUUCAUCGCCGGUUACUAAAACAACAGCUAAAAGAGGGUCAAUCAGAGGAAAGAAAGCAGCAGAACAGGUUGAAAAAGCUGUAGAAGUGCAGGAUUAUAAAGAAGAACCGAUGGAAGUUGAUAAAGUAGAUGAACCGGCAGUGGAAUUGCCUAAAAAGAGAAGAAGGUCGACUCGAAAAUCAACGCAGAAGAUCGUAGAUGUAGAUGCGGGCCAUAGCAAAGGGACAGAAGGUACAGAAGAAGUUGCAGAACAAGAAGGACAAGAAGACGAUCAAGUACAAAGUGGAGAAGAUCAAAUAAAAGAUAAAGUAGAGAAGCAGCAAGCGAGAAAAGAUGAAGCGGAGGUUGAAAUAGUGGAAGAAUUUGAAGACGAUAUUAUAGUAGCGUCACCGCCAAAGGUAACAAAAGUUGCCCGGAAGUCUAAAAUGACAAUACUUUCUGUGACGACGAAGACUUCAGACGGCACGGUGAAGAAGAUAUUCAAUCAAGUAGCUGGAACUUCAGUAACAACAGGAGCUGGUGACUCUGUAGUAUCUACUGUAACAUCAAAAGUAUCUACAGUAACAGAAGCCAAGUCGUGUCAAGAAAUGACUUCAGAAGCCAGCACGGUGGACUCAACUGUACCUAAAGUCAAGCCCUUGAGUAUAAAAGUCCAAAAAUCAAAAGAAGGUUUAUCGUUGAAGACUUCAGAACCUCGUGACAUCCGACAAGAACUGAAGAUCAUCACGCUUGACGACUUCUCACCAUCUUCUUCCGCCGGCUCCACACCUACACCAUCAGAUAUGAAGGAACGGUCGAGUCAGGAGAAGAGUCAUGAAUCCAGAAAGUCGAAGCCGGCUCUAUUAAUAAGGAAGAUCUCCAAACUGAGUUCAUCGACCGGCUCACCAACGCCAGGCCGAUCCUCGAAGAUUGCCAGUCCAGUUACUGCAGGAGUACCAAGAAAGAGGACCAUUCCGCAAAGACAUGCUCCAGCUGGCAUUGAUCUUCUGGAUUCGAUUCUCGGAAGUCAGGACGCUCUACUGAAGGAAUGCAAUAAAACUGAACAGGAGAAGGCCAACGAACUUCAGAAGUUUGAGUUGGAGAAGCGAAGGAUCAGUGGACAGUCACCGUUUCUGCUUGGACCGCUCGAGAAACGGCCAAGGACUAAUACGAGUAGGUUUAUUUGAAUGAUGUUUUAUAUGUUUUGGGUGGGGUGAAGACUGUUAUAAUAGGGUAAGGGCUUAUAGGGUACGAUAAGGUGUGUUAGGGAAGAAGAGCAUAGGAUUUGGUAGGGGAAUAUAAGGUAGAGUAAUGCAAGGUAGAAUAACAUAAUUUAUUUUAAUCAUACUUUUUAUUUCCAGUGUCAUCAAAUGAAAGUCAACCGAAUUCUCCCCUACCAAACGUGAACCCUCGAGACCCCUUGAAUAUCAUGACUGUUCCAACAACAUCUUCAACUCCAGCUGAAUCUCAAGAUCUUCCAGGUGUAGAGCGAAGUGCUGACAGACUAAAGCGGCUUGAACUGCCAGGACAACGGAAAGUCUCUCAAAUCAGUCCAUUGGCAACGAAAAGCAAGUACCCAGCUCUGCCAAAGGUACCACUCAGUCCACCGAAGCUGGUGUCACCGUCGGAUUUGGCCAAAAUUAAAACUGAAAAACGAGGUAAUUUUGAAAAUUUAUUUUUAAAUUUUGAAAUCAAAAAAAAAUUUAAAAGUUCGAUUUUUUAAUUUUUUUUAUAAAUUAUUAAAAUUUUAGAAAAUCAUUAUUUAAGUUUCAUUUUUCAGCCUCCAGAUGGGAAACCCCGCCCACCAAGCCACCUACAACUGUACCAUCACCCGCCGUCACCUUUGUACCACUUCAACCAGCGCCAUCAGCUAUGCCAUUCUUACCACCACCCCCGGGCUUUCCCUUCCCGCCGCCGUUUCCACCACCGGUUGGUAUGCCUGGAGUUACAAUUCCACCGCCUGGUAUGUCGAUUCCUCCGCCAACGAUGACACUGCCUGGUUUACCUCCUUAUGCACCUUAUGGUCUACCACCACCCUUCAUACCCAGCAUACCACCGCCUGCACUGCCUGCUAAUAUUGGAGUCAAUGUCACGGCUGGAACUGGGCCUCUUGGGACAGGGACGGCUUCGAUUGGUACUGGUGGUGCAAGUUAUGGUACUGGUGGUGCAAGUUAUGGUGCUGAUGGCAACUUUAGUGCUGGUGGUACUAGAAAAAAUAGUACUGGUGUUUUGGAUAAAAAUGGACUUAGUGGUACUACUGGUAUGCUUGGUACCAGUCUUCAUGACAUUCCUUUACCAGAUGUAAUACCUACAAACGGGGCUGGGGAUGCCCCAAGGACAGUAUUAACUAAUGUUAUUGAGGAGAUGAAUCAAGAUAUGAUAAUGGAGUCUUCAGUAGAUCGUACAAGUCAUUCUCAGACGUCUGAAGCGUCCACGAUGAGAGAACCAAACUCAAUUUCAGAAGCAUACACACCUGUUGAUGAUAAGCUUGCUAUGUACAGUAUUGGUAAAGAUAACGCACCCUCAGCUUUUGGAGAUGGCCCAAGAACCUCAAAGAACGAAGCUCAGGUUGAAGUACCUACUAACGAGUGUACCACUUUGACUGUCGACGAUGUCUCAUGCCCAUCAGUAGUCCUACCCACGGAUUUGAUGGUUGAUAGUGUGCUAAGUUCGAGUGUCUACAACCUGGACGUGAAGGAAGAGCAAGAAGAGACGGUACGAUCCGUGGAGGACGUGGUAAAGAGUGUUAUAUUGGCGAUUGUGGAGGAAGUCACCUUUGAAAUCGAACAUGCAUCAUCAAUAUCAGCCUCGGCUAGAAUGCGACUACACGAUUCUUUGUUGGAUAUUGAUUCAGAAGAUGUCUACGAACCGGACGUGGUCAAUGAAACCAUUUGUGUUGAGGACGAUGAAGCCUGCACGUCAGAACUUCAUAUUGAUGUAGAUUUUGAUGGUAACAACGAGGGAAUGACCACGGUCGAUAGUCAGGAAGGUAAGAUGGUGUUAGUAUCCUUUGUGAUUUGGCUGGCUUUGGGUUGAACUGAGGCCUGAGAGUUGGGCUGCGGGUCUGGAACGUUUGCAAAGCUAAUCUAGUUUAUUUGUUACCUAAAUGAAUAAAGUAAAGCAUGGGAAGUAUAAGUUUUUGAUUUUAAAAAGAUUUUUUUAAAUGUUUUACUAAGGGAUCAGAAUUUCCUUGUGAUGAACCUACUAUAACAUUAUAAUUUUCGCAAGAAUACCUAUAAUAACACCAAGUUUCAGAAUAUUCCGAAGACGAAAUUGCUGGCGAAGACGCGGAAGAUUCCGAAUUCGAUAGUGAAGACGAAGACGACGAAGGAGAAGAGCUAGAAGUAGACGAAGAAGGACGAGUAAAGAAGAAAACAUCGAAACUACAAGUGGAUAUACCCAAAGAGAACGGCGCUCCAGAAGAGAAUCAAGAAGAAUCCACGAUUCAAGCCCUGAUGAAAGACCCACGGAAUCUGCUGAAGCGAGCCGACAUCCUCAUCAAGAGCUUCAACAACAAAAGUGGAGUAGAGAUAGAGCAAAUGGAACUAGAUGAAGAUUAUGUUGUGGAAGAACCAGCCAAACCCAUGCCCGAGUUUCACGGAGAACCAGUACCGGAUGAGGACGAUGAUGAUGCACUGUUCGAAAUGGCAGCAGGUAAGGGUUUGGGGGAAUUUUUGAGGGGUGAGGGAGUUUGAUUGGUCUAGCAUGCGGUUCUAACAAAAAAUGUUGAUCAACUCUAUGUUAAUAAGUUUUUCAUUAUCUUGAAGGCAUGUCCCGAAAAAAGGAAGGCAAGCCGAUCGAAGAGGAACGUCUCCCCGACGACGAAUGCAUCGAACUCGACUACUACAAUGCUGACAUGAACAUCAAGGCUGAUCCCAAGAACAAGUGGCUGGUCGAUCCGGACAAUGGAGAUGGCUUUGCCUUAAUGUGGGGAUGUGUAAGGUCGAACUACGGCCUAAUCAUACCCAAAGACGUGGAAGGCUUCCCAACUCUAGUGUAUCAGGUCAAGAUUGGCGAGUUCAUCACUUUGAAGCACCUACCCUUCGAAGAGGUCGACGCCUACGACCUGAGGGUGGGAUGGUCGAGUGAGAGUGUCCAAACACCGGUCGGAGAAGCCGAACAUUCCUAUUGUUACUCGAGGCUGGGCAGAAAGGCGGCCGGGAAUCUGUUUUUGGAUUUUGGGGCUCAGGCUUUGAUGGACGAUGUUAUUACUGUGGCUUUGGUAAGAAAUUGGUAUUUUGGGUGGAAAUUGAUAAUUUUUUGAAUAUUUUGUUACCUAAACAGCUAUGAAAAUUGAUAAACACUUCUUUUUUAGUCUAAAAUGAUUUUUUUAUUACCUAAAGAUUUAUUUUUUUAAAUAUGUUGUUAAUUAAAGCAAUAUCUUUCAGAACUUGGAGCUCUCCGAAAUGCGCGUCUACCUAAACCAGCAAGACCUAGGUGUUGUCUACAAAAACCUCGACUUUGGAGCCCCUGACGAUGCCAUCUUCCCUCACAUCGGAAUCAAAAACAUGAAGCUGUAUGUGAACUUUGGCCUGGAACAACCAGAACCAGACUGUAAAUGGGAGUUACCGCCCCAAUUACUUCAUAAAAACGUGAAAUUCAUCGGUCAAUUGGAGCGGAGUCCGUCGAUUCUGAAACGGUCGAUCCGACCACCGGAUUCCAAAAGUGAUUGCACCGUGCUGAUGAUGGUCGGAUUGCCAGCGGCUGGGAAAACGUUCUGGGUUAGACAUUAUCUGAGGGAACAUCCCAACGAACAUUGGGUGUUACUGAACACGGAGAAUGUGAUCAACUUGAUGAAAGUAAGGAUGAAUGUUGAUGUUUAUGUGGGGAUCGUAUGUUUGGGUAUUAUGGGGUAGAAUAGGUAGGGUAGGGUACUGAACCACAAGUUAGAGUAAGAUUUGGCUUGAUAGAGACAGCUAGGGCACGAUAAUUGGUAAGAUAAAGUAGUAAGAUAGGAUAGAUAAUGAUAUUGUAGAGUAGGACAAGGUAUUGUAGAGUAGAGUAAGGUUCAGUAGGUUAGAUAUAGUAGGAUAAUGUAAGGAAACACUAGUAAUUGCUUUUUAAAAAUCAAAAUCCACCAAAACAUAUUACUUUAGGUGAAUGGGGUACCAAGGAAACGAGUCCACAACGGCCGCUGGGACAUGAUAAUGGGUCUGGCGGCUAAAGCCCUGAACAGAAGCUUUGGCUUAGCGUGUAGAAGAAGACACAACUACAUUAUCGACCAGACGAAUGUGUCGCGGGAUGCGAGGAAGAGAAAGCUGCAAGUAUUCAACGAUUUCCUGAGGAAAUGUGUGGUUAUUGUCCCACCGGCGGACGAAUUCGAACAUCGACAGCUUCGACAAGCGCGGCAGGAAACUGGGUCAACGUUACCGGCUGAAGCUUUGCUGGAGUUGAAGGGUAGGGCUUUAAAGUCAUAUCAUUAUGGAUGGUUUUGUUCUUUUAUUUUAUUGUUCAAAUAAUUCUGUGUCCUCUUUCAAAGCAAAUUUUAGGGGUUAGGGGUACAGAAUUAUAUGAGCAACCUAAUAUAUUUUAAAUUUUCGGUUUUUGAAUUAAAAAUUUUUUUAAAUUGUGAUUUUCAGCCACAUUCGCCCUCCCAGCACAAGAUCAAGAGCCAAUCGAAGAGGUGAUCUUUGUCGAACCACCAAUCGAGCGAGUGAACGAAGCCAUCGAACUGAUCCAACGCUACAACGAAGAAGGCCGACCCUACCUCCGAACCAAACGAUACAACAACAAACCACCCCCAUCUGUCAUCAGUGACAAUCGGAAUCAACCCUUGGGGUCUUGGUAA